AUGACGCAGGUGUUCCCGCAGUUUGAGCCUUUAGGGCUUCGCACUUGGCUUUGCUCGCCGGAAAAGCCACAUCCCGGACAGCUGGUAGUGAUCUGCACCUGGUUGGGGGCCUCCCCCAAACAUAUUGCUAAAUAUGUCGAUCUCCACCGCUCCAUUGCUCCCCAUGCCCGAAUUCUUUUAAUUGAGUCCGAAGUGGCCAUUCUGGUCAGCAGUUAUGCUUACCAGCGACGAGCCAUUCAGCCAGCCGCCAGGGCUAUUUGCAACUCGCUGGCCGAGAGUUCCAGCAAUCAUCCGCCCAAGAUCCUGCUGCAUACCUUUUCAAACGGCGGUACCAACACGGCCACGCAACUUCUUAUUACUCUUCGUGAAACUCUCCACGAACCUUUACCGCUCAUUGGGUUGGUGCUGGACAGCACGCCCGCUAAGGGGACAUACUGGAAGUCUUACGAUGCAAUGGUCUUCUCCUUGCCCCCCUCGGGUCGCAUCUUCGGCUCCGCAGUGAUACAUGCUCUUCUAGUUGUUCUUUACGCCUGGAUCGCCUGUGGGAAUGAGAACCCAGCUAGUUUGAUGCGGCGCACGCUGUUGGAUGACAAAACCAUCUGCCCAGGCGACAAGGUACGCGAUGCCGGCGUCAACGGUAAUAUCUGUUACCUCUAUUCCAAAACAGACAGGAUGACGGACUGGCACGAUGUGAGAGACCAUGCAGAUGACGCUCGACAAAAAGGGUGGAAUGUGCAGGAAGUUCUUUUCGAUGGCAGUGGGCACUGUGCGCAUAUGGCCCAGGAUUCACAGAAGUAUUCCAAGGCCGUUAAACGGGUGUGGGAUAUGACGAUAGGGAGGCCAGUGUCAAAGCUCUAA
Aspergillus tanneri is the source of this 858-nucleotide messenger RNA. Its product is annotated as TMEM53 family protein. Bases 1 to 858 code for a protein of 285 amino acids. The transcript has a single exon. The record is from RefSeq and is a predicted model, not a curated record. Lineage: Eukaryota; Fungi; Ascomycota; Eurotiomycetes; Eurotiales; Aspergillaceae.